Messenger RNA from Emys orbicularis (European pond turtle), 1815 nucleotides. It is a transcript of the gene LINGO4, whose product is annotated as leucine rich repeat and Ig domain containing 4. Gene Ontology annotation, molecular function: protein binding. Lineage: Eukaryota; Metazoa; Chordata; Testudines; Emydidae. The coding region runs from base 1 to 1815 and encodes 604 amino acids. The transcript has a single exon. The record is from RefSeq and is a predicted model, not a curated record.
AUGGUGGCUGGGCCUUUCCUAGACUCCCCCUUCUCUUGGGCUUGUUGGCAUCCCCUGUUCUUCCUUGCCCUGGAGGCCCUCCUGACAGGAUCCAGCUGGAGCUGCCCUUCCAGGUGCCACUGCUCCUCCCAGGACAGGUCUGUCUUCUGCAACCGCCGGCGCCUGACCACCGUGCCGGGCGGGAUCCCCCCGGAGUCUGAGCUCCUGGACCUGAGCAAGAACCGGAUCAGGACCUUGCACCAGGGCAUGUUCUCCCGCCUGCAGCCCUUGAAGGAGCUGGACCUGAGCGAGAACAUCAUCUCCAACAUCGAGCCCGGAGCCUUUAACAGCCUGCAGAAGCUGAUGAUCCUGAGGCUGAAGAGUAACCAGCUGAAAAUCGUCCCGCCUGGAAUCUUCACCGGCCUCCCUAACCUCACCAUCCUUGACAUCAGUGAGAACAAGAUCGUCAUCUUCCUGGACCACUCCUUCAAAGACUUGUUCAACCUUAGGAAGCUGGAGGCCGGGGACAACCACCUGGUCUUCAUCUCACCGCAAGCCUUCAGCGGGCUCCUCCGCCUGCAGCAGCUCACCCUGGAGAAGUGCAACUUGACGGGCGUGCCCCAGCUGGCCCUCUCCCAGCUUCACCACCUGGUCGAGCUCCGGUUCAAGGUCCUCAACAUCAGCAUCCUCCACAACUACUCCUUCCAGAGGCUGCACCGCUUGAACGUGCUGGAGAUCAACCGCUGGCCUUUCCUGGCGACGCUGGAGCCCCGCAGCCUCUUGGGACUGAACUUGACCUCCUUGUCCAUCACCAAGUGCAACCUCAGCGCCGUCCCUUACGAGGCGUUCAGGCAUUUGGUUUAUCUCCAGUACCUGGAUCUCUCCCACAACCCCAUCUCGGAAAUCCAUGGCAAGAGGCUGAACGACCUUUCACGCCUUCAGGAAUUCCACCUCUCCGGAGGCAGGCUGGCCACCAUCGCCACCAGUGCCUUCCAAGGACUCAACUACUUCCGGCUGCUCAAUGUCUCGGCUAACGCCCUGAGGACCUUGGAAGAAGGGGUCUUCCACUCGGUGGGGAACCUGGAGAUCCUGCGGUUAGACAGGAACCCCCUGGCCUGUGACUGCCGGCUCCUAUGGAUUAUCCGAAGGCGACGCAGGCUUAACUUCGGAGGGCAGCAGCCCGCCUGCGCGAGCCCCACGACGGUCAAAGGGAAAGUCUUCAAGGACUUCUCCGACGUCCUCCUGCCCAGUCACUUCACCUGCAGGAAGUCUAAGAUCCCAGACAAGACGCCUCAGCAGGUGAGUGUGGAAGAGGGGGGCAAAGCAACCCUGAACUGCAAGGGCGAAGGGGAUCCACACCCAAUCGUCUACUGGGUGUCGCCUCAUAACAUCCGCCUGGACUCCAACCACAAGGGGCGGAUGAGGGUCUUCACAGAUGGCACCUUGGAGAUUGACUAUGCCUUAGCCCAGGACAGUGGCACCUACCACUGCGUUGCCAGCAACGUAGCAGGGAACGACACUUUGCUGGCGCACCUUCACGUGAGCAAGCCCUCCGCCCAGUUGGGCAACGACUCGUUCCUGUUCUCCAACAGCUCGGAGGCCUUCCAGCCGUCCCUCAUCAACGUGGGCACGCUGGUGGGAGUCUUGGCCAUGGGCAUCCUGCCGUUCCUCAGCUCGGUCGCCGUCUGCUUCGUCUUCAUCUUCUUCUGGAGCAAGAGCAAAGGGAAGGUCAAGCAUCACGCCACCUUCGAGUUCGUCCCUCACUAUCCCCACGCGGCCUGGAACAAGCCACGCAACAGCGGCGGCGGUGGCAAGUUUGCCAUGAAACUCAUGUGA